This is a messenger RNA of Apodemus sylvaticus (European woodmouse), 252 nucleotides long. RefSeq names its product transcription elongation factor 1 homolog. Bases 1 to 252 code for a protein of 83 amino acids. Gene Ontology annotation, biological process: transcription elongation by RNA polymerase II. Gene Ontology annotation, cellular component: transcription elongation factor complex. Gene Ontology annotation, molecular function: RNA polymerase II complex binding. The transcript has a single exon. NCBI's taxonomy places the organism in Eukaryota, Metazoa, Chordata, Mammalia, Rodentia, Muridae. The record is from RefSeq and is a predicted model, not a curated record.
AUGGGACGAAGGAAGUCCAGCCGGAAGCCGCCCUCCCAGAAGAAGAGGACAGGCACUCUGGAGACCGAGUUCACUUGCCCUUUCUGCAACCACGAGAAGUCUUGUGAGGUGAAAAUGAACCAUGCUCGAAAGAUCGGAGACAUCUCCUGUGCCGUGUGCCGAGAGGAAUUCCAGACGCCCAUCACACACCUGUCAGAACCAGUGGAUGUGUUCAGCGACUGGGUAGACGCCUGUGAGGCAGCCAAUCUGUAG